UUUACUUGACAGUUUGCGCAUGCGUUAAAAACGGCGCGUUUUCUAAGUGUAAUUUAUGUUAAAUGUCAUUUGUAUUGAAAAAUACGUGAUAGUUCACUGUUAAGAAAGAGAAAGAAAUGUACAGACAAAAAUCAAAACAAACUGAAGUCAAGAAAUGCUUUGAAGAUGAGAGGCUUGUUCACAGAGGGAUGACUGAAACCAUUUUAGCAAGAAGACAAAAGGAUGUGGACUAUGGCAGGAAUACCGAUGGCUAUAGAAACUACAUUGCCUUGGUGCCAAAAGAAAAACGAUUGGAGUGGCAGCCCAAAACACCGGAUAAAUUUCAAACAUGCAGUCGGCGUGCUUGGGAUUGGGAAGUGAGGAAAUGGCGCCACAUACUUCAUAAUUGGGAUAGGACAGACACUAACAUAGAACCAUCAAGUAAAAGAAAGUGUCUUUUCUCUAAUUCCUCAGAAAUCCCUCCAGCCAUCAAUACAACUGCAGACAAUUGUUCUAAUGAGCAAGUCAGCAGUCUCAAGACUAGGGAGUCUGAACAAGAAACAAAAGAUAAGACACCUGAUCUUGCCAUGAAGGAUCCACUGGGUGGAUAUAAAACAUGGGAAGAAAUGUUUUUGGAAUAUGAGGAUCUGGAAGAGCCUAAAGAAAAUGAGCAUACCAUCUGUGAAGAAGAUAAUAAAGUGACAUGACAAUAUAGACAAUGAGCAUACCAUCUGUGAAGAUAAGGUGACAAGAUAAUCUAGUAGGCUUGUGGCCUAACUAGGGACUCCUGUGUGACAUGAAAAAUGAUUGAUGUAUAGUGUUCUAACUUAUGUGGCAUAACUAUACAUCUACGCUAAUCUAUGUAUACUUGUUACUUUAUGAUGCGAGAUUCAUUUUUUUUUCCUUUCACAAACCCUAAAAUUGCUUAUAUUUUUGUAGGAGUCAUCCAGGACAUUUUACCCUUGCCAGUUAGCUAUAAUCACAAAGGAAAAUCUUGAGUAUUGGGGGUCUUUCGGUCUUGGUAUAUUAAAUGUCCUCCAUGUGAUCUCUCUGGUUUUCUACCUAUACCACUCAUUUUGACCAGAGUAGAUUGUCAAUAGAGGAGGAAGAUAUUAAAGUUAAGUCAAUCAGCUGUUGUGAAAGUAACAGCCAAUCGAUAGAUUCUCUUUAUUUAUGCUCAAAAGGAAUAUGCAGAAAAUUAUGGCAGGUACUUCCAGCAGUUCUUGAUGUCAGCACAAACAGCAUACAAUUCCUCUGCAGCCUGAUGAAGUUUACAGUCUGUCCUGAGUACUUCGUUUAGAGACAGCGGUUUCCAAAUUGUGGUAAGCGCCAACGUGAGCCCGGAUACAAGCAAUCAAUGAUAAAUAUAUUCUUCAUAGCAUCACACAUAGAGGAGAGUGGGCCCACCAUAGAAUUAAUAGAACUGAUCAAAGAGAAAUAUAAUUGUGGAUUCUUUUUUCCUUUUUUCUGGAACAAGACUGAAAAACAAAUAUUUCCUCCAGCUAUCUGUAUUAAGCACCCGCUCAUGUUGUGUAGCAGGAGCACUACUUUUUGAUAGCGUGUAUAAAGGCUUCUGCCUCAGCUGGAUCAGCAUCUUUGACUGGACGGCAGUUCUCAUAUAUAAGCACACAAUAAAUGACACACCUGCAUAAUGCGUGCAUUCCAGAGACGGCUGGCUGUCGUCACAGACUCCAUACCAAUCCCUUAUCUCUUUUAAAACUUGCAAGUUUGAUGUGUUAGAAAAGGUUGCUGGUAAGGUAGGAUGUCGUCUACUGUUUGUAUUAGAAUUAGUUGUUAUUCUGUAAAUAUUGUAAUUAAACUUUAAUUUGCAUACCA
Pomacea canaliculata is the source of this 1815-nucleotide messenger RNA. Its product is annotated as histone RNA hairpin-binding protein-like. Gene Ontology annotation, molecular function: mRNA binding; histone pre-mRNA stem-loop binding. The record is from RefSeq and is a predicted model, not a curated record. Gene Ontology annotation, biological process: mRNA 3'-end processing by stem-loop binding and cleavage; mRNA transport. The coding region runs from base 117 to 686 and encodes 189 amino acids. The transcript is spliced from 4 exons. Gene Ontology annotation, cellular component: histone pre-mRNA 3'end processing complex; cytoplasm. Lineage: Eukaryota; Metazoa; Mollusca; Gastropoda; Architaenioglossa; Ampullariidae.